Molecule: messenger RNA, 1689 nt
Organism: Tremella mesenterica DSM 1558
Lineage: Eukaryota; Fungi; Basidiomycota; Tremellomycetes; Tremellales; Tremellaceae
Exons: 3
Coding region: 1-1689 (562 amino acids)
Biological process (GO): riboflavin biosynthetic process
Molecular function (GO): GTP cyclohydrolase II activity
Source: RefSeq, a predicted model, not a curated record
AUGCACUCUCAUCGUCCAAACCACGAAAAUCCCACUUCUGCCGACCUCGACGUCCUAUCCCUCCUCACUUCGGACCAUGUCAAUCUAGGACCGUUGUCACCUACCGCAGGGACCGGAAGUGGGAUUGGAAAGAUGGGAGGAUCCGGUGAGAGACCGAAGAGACAAUUACCGAGGAGAGAAAGUCCGUUGGAUACUUUACUUAUCUCUGCUGUUUUGGCUGGUUCGGGACCGGUGACUAGACAUCAUUUAGGACAUGGGCCUGCUCGACCAGGAGCUUAUACAUCUUGUGACGAAUCACGUCCAACUUCACCAUCGAGAAUCCAACCAGAGAAGAUAACAUUGAAGUCACUUCAAGCUCCCCGAAGUGAACGUUUACGUCUCGAACAGGAAGUUGAAAUCACUCGGCUCCCAUCUUCCACCAACCAUCUAUCUCUGCCCACUUCAACCUCUCCAACAGACGACACCCCUCGGCUUUCCCCCGAUACACCGAAAUCUCCUUCGAACGUCAUGCGACCCAAGAGGAAAAUGUCUGUCGACCCAAACCCUGUGUCACAAAUUCUUCAGGCUGCAGCUUCUCCUAUAAAUACUCAGUCGUUCCCUACCCAACCUCAACUACAAUCGCUUUUCUCCCCAUCGACCGUACAGUCUGACAAAACGGACGGGAAAGUUCAUGUGAAAUGUAUGGCCCGUACGCGGAUCCCUACUCCACACGGGGAGAUGUUCUUACAUCUCUAUCAUAAUUCGGUAGAUUCAAAGGAACAUCUGGCUAUAGUUUACGAUCCCAUUCAACUUUCUCCCGAAGCUCGAGAUGCUGUAAAAGGUAGGAAGGAAAUUCGAAGUAAGAGUUUAGAUCAACAAUGGAGAAUCGGAGAGACGGAAAUGGAACGUGUGGUUCGUGGUGCCUAUAUCGGUCGAUUACUUCCCGGUGGGGAAUCACAAGCUAAUGGGUUGAAUGACUUCGAUAUGGAAGAUCAAUCAAAUCAUCAAGAUAUCUUACCUCUUGUGAGGAUUCAUUCGGAAUGUUUCACAGGCGAAACUAUCGGUUCGAUGAGAUGUGAUUGUGGUGAACAAUUAGAUGAAGCUAUGAGACUCAUCAGUUUACCUCGACCCAUUCCUAAUUCAUCAAACAAUCUUCCAACUCCUGCAGCAUCGCGUUCUCCAUCUCCCGAUAUCUAUCGUCCUCGUCAAGUACCAGGAAGAGGUGUAGUCAUUUAUCUUCGUCAAGAAGGUCGAGGAAUAGGUUUGUUAGAGAAAAUAAGAGCUUAUAACCUUCAAGAUUUAGGACACGAUACUGUUACUGCUAAUCUUCUAUUGGGACAUGGAGCAGACGAAAGGAAAUAUACGGUAGCAGCGGAGAUCAUGCGUGAUUUAGGUUUAGCAGAAGGUGGUAUCAGUCUUCUCACAAAUAAUCCUGAGAAAGUAGAAGGUUUGACGAAAGAAGGGAUAGAAGUGAAAGAAAGGGUUGGGAUGAUACCCAGGGAUUGGAAAUGUGAUGGGCAGGAUGAAGGUUAUGGAGAGUGGAAAUUGAGAAGAGAAGGUGUGGGCUUGAUUGGGGCUGGGAAAGCUAGUGGGAAAGAGUUGGAAAAGUAUUUGAGAACGAAAGUGGAGAGAAUGGGACAUUGUGAGUUGUUCACUCCACUCCACUUGAUUCACUCCUCGUAUAACCUCCCUUGGUACUGGUACAUGUAA